This is a messenger RNA of Olea europaea var. sylvestris, 864 nucleotides long. RefSeq names its product two-component response regulator ARR8-like. NCBI's taxonomy places the organism in Eukaryota, Viridiplantae, Streptophyta, Magnoliopsida, Lamiales, Oleaceae. The record is from RefSeq and is a predicted model, not a curated record. Gene Ontology annotation, biological process: cytokinin-activated signaling pathway; phosphorelay signal transduction system. The transcript has 3 exons. Bases 245 to 580 code for a protein of 111 amino acids.
GUUCAGGAUUUGUAUUCUAUUUCUGGCGCAUUUGUUUAUUUGUUUAAUCGCCUUGAAAAAUUGAAUCCCGAAAUGGAAAAUUAGAGAAAUCUUUCAUUGAAAUCCGACCAGAUUUUGCUGGAUUUUUGUGGGUCUGAUUUCGAUGCAAAGUUCUUCCACUCCUCUUAAAGGAAAAGGAUCAAAUCCAACUUUUCUUUCGUUUUCUUGCAUCUUUUUCUGAAUUAUAUGCAUCGGUACAGUGGGAAUGGCAGCUGAAGAGUCACGGUUUCAUGUUUUAGCUGUUGAUGAUAGUCUAAUUGACAGAAAGGUCAUUGAGAGGCUACUCAAAACCUCUUCAUAUCAAGUUACUACAGUAGAUUCUGGUAGCAAAGCUCUGGAGUUUCUUGGUUUGCAUGAAAAUGACAGAAUUGCCCAUAAUGAAACCUCUGUUUCUCCCAAAAUUCAUCAGGAAGUGGAAGUAAAUCUUGUUAUUACAGACUACUGUAUGCCUGGGAUGUCUGGCUAUGAUUUGCUCAAGAAAAUUAAGGUAUAUUUUCUUGUACGGAUGAAUUUCCUUUCAUGGAAAAUACGCCUUCGAUAAAAUCUUCUCAAUUCAAUAUGUGCUACUUUCAGAUUGAUGAUGUGGUCCUUUUCUUGCAUUCAUUUGAGAUCAAUAAAACCUUUUUCAAUUUUUUUUAUUUUUUUAAAUCCCACCUAAUAUGAGUAAUUAAUCAGAUAACUGAAAGCAUUUAAUUCCACAUGCCUAGCUUACCCUAAUUGGUUGUUUGAUAAGUUGGAAUCGGAUAAUAAUACAGAAAGGAUGACUUUAUAAGGAAAAAGAUGGAGUUACAGGAGCUAGGUUCACAGCCCCUGCCAGAUGAGAGA